AAAGUAAAACAUCAAUCAUAUACUGUAUUCUUACACGUGUUUCUUUGUGUGAUCAGUCUGUGAGUUUCCUGCUGAAGGUUCUGUCCGAUCUGUGGUUUCCUUCUCACCCAACUGGGUCCCGAUUCUCUAUAAUGAUUCUGUAACUCUGACCUGUAACCUGGAUACCAACCCUAAGAAGGAGAAGAGAUAUUCCUGGUACAGAGAUAACAUAAGAUUAAGUCAUUAUGAGAAGAAUUAUACAAUUCAGGCUGCCAGGCCAAAUGACAGCGGGAAUUAUCAGUGCCAGGCUGAUACCACUAAAAAAAGUGAUGCGGUACAACUGAAUUUUAGUGUUGGCCCAGUCAUCCUACAGGCUCCGCCUUCUGUCUGUGAAGGAGAUUACCUGUCUCUUAGAUGUCACAGUCGAUACAACGAUACAGAAUAUUCUAAGUUUUACAAGGACGGCACCGUCAUGGAAUCCCCAGGCACUGGUUCUAUUUUUCAGGCUGGAAAAGCAAUUAAGAAAAUGACUGGCACUUACAAAUGUUCUAAAGAAUACGAUCAAUACAGUUCUACAAAAUUCAGUAACGAGGAAUUUAUUUAUGUCGCAGGAGCUCGAAAAAAACCCGACAUUCAACCAAAAACAGCAAAUGUACUAUUAAAUGACCCUGUAACACUGAAAUGUGAUAAAAAAGCGGCAUCGGCCAUAAGGAAGAGCUGGAGGUAUGUCUGGUACAAAGAUGGAGACUGGAUACCUAUAAUACAGGAGACCUUUACACUUCAGCAUGCCCAAGAGAAAGACAGUGGGAAUUACCAGUGCCAGAUACCAGGAAGUAAAAGGAGUGACUCUGCUAGAAUAGAAGUUAAAAGUGAGAGAAGACACAAGCACCACCUGGUACCAGUACUCAUUGGGAUGCUGAUAGUGGUACUAGUGGUUGCUGCCGCCAUCCUAAUCUUCAAGUUCAAGCACAAAUUAACACCGCUAAUCAUUCAGCGUUGUUCUAAAACAGAAAACUGCAGAACUUCAGGCAGUACCAUCCAGAGAUCAGACAAUGAAGGCGAUUUGUAUUCAGCAGAACUGGAUGAUGAUCAGCCAGUCAACAGCACUGGAGACAGGAAUGCCUCUUUGAUUGAGGACGAUAAUCAUUUUGUAUAUGUUAAUAUCGAUCAUUACUGGAACCCAACUCCAUCAGAAACUCCUAAACAAGACAAAUGUUCUGUUGACUAUGCGGUUGUUAAGAGAGGCACCAGAGAAAAAGGAAUCCAGGAACGUUCAGACCAAGAAAGUGUGGAGGAUUCAUGCAUCUAUGAGAACUACUGUGCCGCAAAUCCAAAAAGACCCUUUAAGUGAUGGAAAAACCUUAUUCUGGUGGACUGGGGAAGCUGGACUCUCACCUUCCAGGACACACACUAUAUGGAGUUUCUGAACAGAUGGAAAGUAUUAAUGACCAUUGUUAUCCAGCACCUCGUCUUUUUAGUGACCCCAUUCCUCUGAUUUGAGAUGAGGUCUGUAAGUUGCUUUAUAAAGGGGCUCCAUGUGUCCCUUGGUCAAACUUGUACAGAAAUAUCGACAGAGACUUUGCUUUUAUUUUUGAAAUCAGUGUUGAACUUAUCUACCAAAGUAUUAAAAGCUACAUUUUUUGUUGCCUGGAAGAUCCCUGUAUUUAUCUGAGGCAAUGGCUAAACCUAACAGCUGGUUGUCUUUUUUUUAACCUCGGUGACUGUUACUCUGAUAAAUUCCCAGUGUUGGAUUCGGACUUCUUUGUCUUUUCAGAGGACAGAAAAAGUCAUAGAAGAUACAAUGAAUAAUGAUUUCAUCUCAAAACCAAAUCAGCCAAUCAUAAAGUUACAUGAUAGUUAAAAAGCGGUGUGAAGGCAAUGGUACAUGAGAAUUUUUUAAGUGUUUUGUCCAUCAUGGUAGUAGUGGACACAUUGCUUAAAGGAGAAGUAAACCCCUUAUUAAAAAAUACCCUACAUAGACCCCCCUCCCACUGCCCCCCCCCGCCUAGCUGCUACCCUGGGCAAAUGCCCUGAACUUUUUAUUUACCCCUUGGAUGCAGAUUUACAGCAUUAUAGUUCACAGCAGCCAACUUCUUCUCUUCGGUCUUCAUUGGGAAGUAAGUUCUGUAUCUCUUGUCUAUGUAGGGGGGGGGGGUAGGGUUUUUUUUAACAAGGGGUUUACUUCUUCUUUAAAAUGAUUCUUCCAUUCAAAUUGCCCCCUGGCUAGAAGAGGCAGAGAUCUUUUGAAAAUGUGCCAGGCUUCAUGUAUCAAUGGAGCGGAAAAUAAUGAAAAUUAUUAUAAAAAAAUGAUAAAUAAAUAUAAUCAUAUUAUAUAAUAAUUUUUGUUGAAAUAACAGGCCCACCUGCCUUGAUGGCCAUACCCCCAGAUGUUGGUGCAAAUGCUUGAAGUGGCCACUUCUUAUUACAA
Molecule: messenger RNA, 2407 nt
Organism: Xenopus laevis (African clawed frog)
Lineage: Eukaryota; Metazoa; Chordata; Amphibia; Anura; Pipidae
Exons: 9
Coding region: 452-1330 (292 amino acids)
Source: RefSeq, a predicted model, not a curated record